This is a messenger RNA of Betta splendens (Siamese fighting fish), 3622 nucleotides long. RefSeq names its product epsin 3a (gene epn3a). The record is from RefSeq and is a predicted model, not a curated record. Bases 1230 to 3104 code for a protein of 624 amino acids. Lineage: Eukaryota; Metazoa; Chordata; Actinopteri; Anabantiformes; Osphronemidae. Gene Ontology annotation, molecular function: clathrin binding; phospholipid binding. Gene Ontology annotation, cellular component: plasma membrane; clathrin vesicle coat; endosome. Gene Ontology annotation, biological process: endocytosis. The transcript has 11 exons.
CGCAGCUGAGUCACGGCCUCGCACUUCACCCACCCGAGCGGCGAAUCUGACGCAUCUUGAAUGAUAAUGGGGCCCGGUCGUCCCAGUUUGGGACGGAGCGGGGAGAGAAGUUACGCUUCUAGUGAUUUCUAACACAUGUGGAGGCUAUAAUAAACACGCGGGGGGCGAGCGUGUCCCAGAACCGGCCGUAAACCGCGUGAGGGACGGGUCUGCCUUCAUAUCUGAGCAUAAUAAUGCUCUGUAGCGUAGCAGUCGCCGCAGCACGCUUUUUAUUACCACGUCAAGGUCACAAUAGAGAAAGUGGCAGGAACUUAAACGUGGCACGUGUGUGAUUUUACUAAUUGUUUGUGUGGUAGUGAGAGUGACGGGACCCGAUCACGCGCAGGUCAGAGUUGAAGGACCAGGCGAACUCUCUCUGACUUCCUGUUUCAAGGCACUUUGUCACACGCUGUAGUUACGGUAACACGGUCUCAGGAACAGGAGCGGGACAAAAGGUUAAAGUAGGUCCGGAUCUGUGGCCGCAAACGUUCAGACUCACUCAGCAUCUGAUUAGAGUGCUGUCAUGUCAGAUGGUCAGAUUCCAUCAUAGUGUCAUCUUACACUUGGCUUGGGUUUCUUUGUGUAUCGCUGUUGCUGUGUUUAAAGUCAGCUAAUAGGAGCUGGGCAGCUGUUAGAAUCAGUUUUGUCACAUUCAAUAUCGCACUGCCUCAGGGGGUCGAUGGAAAGCUUUUUAAAGCCACAUCCCGUUGUCUGUUUGGAAAAUGCUUACUCACGACAGCAACAGGGGCCUCUGCUCCUUUAUCUUUAUCUCAGCGCUUCGUUGAAUACGGGAGCCGUGUUCGGAAUCUGGGCUUUAACGUCCAGGACGUUUCACUGUGCAGACCCCGCUGCACUGAAUGAAGUGAAAGGAUGGCGACGGCUGUACUUCAUUCGUGUGUAAAACUCUCAUUUUCUUUCCUAGAAUGAAAUAUAUUUGAAAACAAUAUUGUGCCUCCUCCUAUUUGGAAUGUGCUGAAUAUGCUCUCACUUAGAUCUCAGGGAAAAUUGAGGCUAGGUUUAAGGUUCCUCUCUCCUUCCGAGCACAACGUCUUUGAUUUGGAACGGACCUGUGGGCGACUUCAUCUCAUCUUUUGCCUGAACUGCUCUCCGAGGCGCCGCCCGGUGUGAGGUGACCCCGAGGGUCGGCCCGGGCUUCUUCUGCACCUGCAAACCGCCACGCCGCCGCCGCCAUGCAGUCCUCAUCGCUCCGGCGCCAGGUGAAGAACAUGGUCAACAACUACACGGAGGCCGAGGUCAAAGUCCGCGAGGCCACCUCCAACGACCCCUGGGGGCCGCCCAGCUCGCUCAUGUCCGAAAUCGCCGACCUGACCUUCAACGUGGUGGCCUUCACCGAGGUCAUGGGCAUGAUCUGGAAGCGGCUCAACGACCACGGCAAGAACUGGCGCCACGUCUACAAGGCGCUGACGCUGCUCGACUACCUGAUCAAGACGGGGCCCGAGCGCGUGGCCAAGGAGUGCCGGGAGAACAUCUACACCAUCCAGACGCUGAGGGACUUCCAGUACUUGGACCGGGACGGCCGCGACCAGGGCGUGAACGUGCGCGAGAAGGCCAAGCAGCUGGUGGCGCUGCUGCGGGACGAGGAGAAGCUGAAGAAGGAGAGGGGCCAGGCCAUGAAGACCAGGACGCGGCUGGCGGGCGUCACCGGCAGCCUGGGCUCCGGCUCCGGCUCCGGCUCCGGCUCCGGCUCGCUGCCCCCCCCCUACCCGGGACCCCGCCUCAGCCAGUCCGGCUCAGCGGGGGGCUACGGGGAGGACUUCAGCCGGAGCGCCCCGUCCUCGUUCCACUCCUCCUCUUCCUCCUCGCGGCUCGCUCCAGACCUGGAGCAGGCUCGGCCCUCCACGAGCGGGGAAGAGGAGCUGCAGCUGCAGCUGGCCCUGGCCAUGAGCCGAGAGGAGAGUGAAAAGCCACCCGCCCAAGUGGAUUUUGAUGAACAGACCCAACUGAGGAUCGCUAUGAGUCUCAGCAAGGAGGAGGCCCACAAGCCGGUCCAACGUGCGCCCGCCUCCGUGGACAUGGAUGAGGAGACCCAGCUCCAGUUGGCCCUGAAUCUCAGCAAGGAGGAGCACCAGCAGGAGCAACUCAGUCGGCAAGGAGACGAGUCGAUGCUGCGGAAAGCUUUGGAGGAGAGCAAGCGGGAGAUGGAAGCUAAAGGCGGGACUUCCUUCAUGGACCUAGUAGAUGUUUUUGCAGUGCCUUCAGACGUUCGCCAUAGUGACAAUGAAUGGAAUACAUCACGUCCAGCAGCCACUGGUCGAGAUGUCAGCCACCCCCCCUUCCCAAGAGCAGAUUCUCCAUGGAUGGUACCGCCGACUUCCAACAGCCCCCCCCCUCCAUGGGAGCCCCCGUCCGACCCCUGGCACGUCCUGCCGAACAGUGACUCGAACGUGAACGCCACAGGGCGCGUAUGGGCCCUGCCUGCCAACACAGGCUCCCCAAGCGUUGACCCAUUCUCAGUUCCGUCAGACACGCGGGCACCAAAGGGAGCUGUCAGUCAAGCGGUUCCGCGAACUGGAAGCCCCUCAGAUGGGGAUCUGUUUGACGAGGCCAUGGAUGGAGGUCAUGUCAACGGAAGGGGGGAUCCCUCCGAGCUCUUUGAUCUGUCAAAUCUGAGGGAAAGCUUGGUCCCCAGUCCUCGUAAAUGUCGGACACCCGAGGCCUUCCUGGGCCCCGCAGCAGCUUCCUUGGUAAACCUGGACACUUUGAUCCCAGGAAAUCCCUCAGCCACAACACUGAACCCCUUUUUAUCAGGGCCGGCUGCACCUUCGCCCAUCAACCCAUUCCAGAAUGAGCAGCCCAAACUAACUCUCAGUCAAAUGGGCUCGGGUUCCACAGCUUUUGCUCCUCCGGCCGCGUCUCUUCCGUACAGUGCGUCCUUGCCCCUGCCUUUGAGCCAUCAGCCCGCCAGCCUGCCCUCAUCGCUGACUCACCCCACCCAGCCCGGCUUGGAACUGCCAGGGAACCUCCCUGAGCCCUUGUUGCCGUUCUCCUCUGUCAACACUCAGGGACCACCGGGAUCACAAAGCAGUCAGAACCCUUUCUUAUGAGGACCAAAUGACAUGGAGACGGAAGCUUAAGCAUUAAGCUAUGCUCUUGAAAUCACCCUGUAAUUGCGAGCCAAUCUGCAGACCCAAUGACUUAUAAAGAACUUUCUUAGUUGUUUUUACAUCAUCCAAGAUAUUAUUACGUAAAAUGUCUUUUGGCCAUACUGUAUUAAUAAUUGACUUGAGGCAAACCCUUACAAAAGCACAGUUUGAUAAUCAGUUACCUCUACACUUCACAGGCAUAAAACCCAGGCAAAUGUGUUACUUUUCAGCACGUCAACAGUUUGAAUGACCUUCCCUCUGGCGAGACCAGUCCAGUUAAAUGUUCAGCAGCAGUUAAUUUUGGCGCUCCUGAUGGGAAUCCUCAGCAUAUACAUCACUUUACUAUGAUAAAAUAAAUUUCUGCAGUCAUGUAAUUAAAGUAUGCUUUGGAAGGACUUCAGAAAGAAAAUGUAUGAAUAACAUUUUAUUCACAGUAAAUCUUACAAAUUAUGACUUAAUAUAUAUGACUUAUAAUACUG